Messenger RNA from Psilocybe cubensis, 2472 nucleotides. RefSeq lists its product as uncharacterized. NCBI's taxonomy places the organism in Eukaryota, Fungi, Basidiomycota, Agaricomycetes, Agaricales, Agrocybaceae. The coding region runs from base 1 to 2472 and encodes 823 amino acids. The record is from RefSeq and is a predicted model, not a curated record. Gene Ontology annotation, cellular component: mitochondrial matrix; mitochondrial inner membrane. Gene Ontology annotation, biological process: protein import into mitochondrial intermembrane space; protein refolding; mitochondrial unfolded protein response. Gene Ontology annotation, molecular function: ATP-dependent protein folding chaperone; protein-folding chaperone binding; ATP binding. The transcript is spliced from 7 exons.
AUGGGACUUCAAUUGCAUCGAUGUGCGACACUUGGACCAAAGGGUCACAAUGUGAUCAUUGAGCAGGCGUACGGUGGACCAAAAAUCACCAAGGACAAGUUUGAGAACCUGGGCGCUCGCCUGAUUCAAGAUGUUGCCUCGAAAACAAAUGAAAUUGCUGGAGACGGCACGACAACCGCCACUGUUCUUGCGCGUGCCAUCUACUCAGAAGAUGUCAAGAACGUCGCAGCUGGAUGCAACCCCAUGGACCUGCGCCGUGGAUCCCAGGCUGCCGUCGACCGCGUCGUUUCUUUUCUCUCCGCACACGCCAAAACUAUCACAACAACCGCCGAAAUCGCACAAGUUGCCACUAUCUCUGCGAACGGUGAUGCCCACGUUGGAGGAUUGAUUGCUCAGGCGAUGGAAAAGGUCGGAAAGGAGGGUGUCAUCACUGUGAAGGAGGGAAAGAUGAUUGAGGACGAGAUUGAGAUCACGGAGGGUAUGCGCUUUGACUGUGGUUACAUUUCACCCUACUUCAUCACCAACACCAAGUCCCAACGCGUCGAGUUCGAGAAGCCCUUUAUCCUGCUUUCUGAGAAGAAGAUUUCCGCCCUACAGGAUAUCCUCCCUGCCCUCGAGGCCGCGGCGCAGGCCAGCCGCCCACUGAUCAUCAUUGCAGAGGACGUCGACGGCGAGGCUCUUGCUGCCUGCAUCCUCAACAAGCUCCGUGGUCAGCUCCAGGUGUGCGCUGUCAAGGCUCCUGGGUUCGGAGACAACCGCAAGAGCAUCCUCGGUGACCUUGCCAUUCUCACUGGCGGAACUGUGUUCACGGACGAGCUCGAUGUCAAGCUCGAGCGUGCGUCAGCGGAGAUGCUCGGUUCGACUGGAAGCGUCACUGUCACCAAGGACGACACGAUCAUUCUCAACGGUGAAGGUGCGAAGGAUCAGAUUGCUGCACGGUGCGAGCAGAUCCGUGCCUUGAUUGCGGACCCCACGACGGGCGACUUUGACCGCAGCAAGCUUCAAGAACGUCUCGCGAAGCUGAGCGGAGGUGUAGCUGUCAUCAAGGUGGGCGGUGCAUCCGAGGUCGAGGUCGGCGAGAAGAAGGACAGGUACGACGACGCGCUCAACACGACCCGCGCUGCUGUCGAGGAGGGUAUCCUCCCCGGAGGCGGUGUUGCGCUCCUCAAGGCGUCGUUGCAGCUCGCGACGGCGAGUGCGCAGGCUGCGAGCACGAGCAGCCCUGUGAGUGGAGAUGCCCAGCCUAUUCGUACGGCCAACUUUGAUCAGGAGUUGGGUGUGGGUAUUAUCAGGCGUGCGCUUACGCAGCCUACGCGCCCAACGGGCUACGGCAGCGCAGACAAGCUCUCCUGGGGCUACAACGCCGCCAAGGGCGAGUACGUCGACAUGGUGCGCGAGGGUAUCGUUGACCCCUUGAAAGUUGUGCGCACGGCGUUGGUGGAUGCGAGCGGCGUAGCCAGCUUGCUGUUCACGAGCGAGGCGUGCGUCGUCAAUUCUCCGAGGAGGAGAAGGCGGGUGCUGGGGGAGGGCGCGGGAGUGGCUGGUAGUGUAGGUGUUGGUGGAAAUGCAAACGGAAAUGGUGGUGCAGGAGGAAUCCUUCCGGACCCAAGCGCGAUGUUCGAUCCAUGGCAAGGCGCCGCAUCCAUAUCCACCUCCUCUCCCGCCGCUGGACCAUCAGGCCAAUGCCAACAACGGCCACACUCCCACCCAACACCCCACCACGCGCAUACACACCUGCACGCGCUCAACCACCGUCUUAGCUACGACCAUGCAUCUGGGGUCAUCAUGCUCCCCAACAACGGCGCGUGGCUCUCUGACCACUCGCACUCCUCAGACAAUGACGACAAUGAUAAUGAGGUAGACCACGGUGUUCAAGGCGCACGUGCAAAUGGGCUCGCGCUCUCGGAGUUGAUGAUCAGUGAAGGUGCUGAAAGUGAGGCAGUGGCAGCAGCAAUGGAGGCGGGCGAGGGUGUGCCGCUGGGUUUGGGUGGUGUUGGUGGUUCUUCAUCUACCUUUACGUCUGCGUCUGCAUCCGCUGGUGCUGCUGUAGGCACGGGUGCUGGAGUAGGUACAAGCGCGAGCACAAGUGGUGGAGGUGCAGCCGGCGCAGGUAUUGGAACAGGUGCAGCGGGACCCGGAGCAGUAAUGGGCAUGGCGGGUCUCGGACAGAGUAUUGGCCAGUGUCUGUCGCAAUAUGGGACGUACUUUCAUCAUCUGGAGAGGUGGCGAACGGGGUCAAGCGCUAAUGCUACUGCUGCUGCCAAUGCCAAUGCCGCUGCCGCCUCGAGUGCGGGUGGAGCAGAGGCAGAUGUGAUGAAGCCUGUGGAUGAGAGUGUGUUGCUCGGAGAGGAUGCGCUGGUCACGGAGGAGGUGCACAAGCAGCAUUCUCAUGCACAGCAGGGGUAUCAGCACCCCAUCCUCGGCGCACCGCACUGGUCUGUGGGCGGGAAGGAGAACGUGCACGCACACUAG